AUGUCGAAUUGUUCAGCAGAAGAAUGGUUUAUUUCUGUGCAGGAUCAAAAUAACGGCUAUUCCUCUCUAUCUUGUUUGACUACCGGUCAGAGUAUCGGCCUUACGGUGAUCGCAGAGGCAAGCACCCUUUCAGUGUUGGCAAUCUUCGUUCUUUUCGGGUUCAUCAUACGCAAUGUCUAUCGGCAUUCGAGGUAUUCUCGAGGACAGUGGUCACUUGUGCAGGAGCCAACAGAUAUCUACAUGCUCUCGUUGUUCACGUUUGACUUGAUCCAAGCUAUUGGAUCAGUUAUGGAUAUGAAAUGGGUCAACGAAGGAAAGACGUACAAAGGAUCAUACUGUACAGCUCAGGGAGUCAUCCAAGAAUUAGGAGAAACCGGAGUAGCAAUAACUACUAUAAUCAUCGCGGUGCACACAUUUGUCGGCGUCUUCUGGCGCAUUGGGACCAAAAAUCGCACCGUUGCUUUUACACUCGUUGGGAUGGUGUGGCUCUUCGUAGCACUGCUCGUCGGGAUUAGUUCUGGUAUACAUAAUGACCCCAAUAACCUCUAUGUGACUCCUACUCCCUAUUGGUGCUGGAUCGCACAGGAGUUCAAGGGCGAACGCAUCGCGGGAGAGUACCUCUGGCUAUGGAUUGCUCUUUUUACAUCCAUCCUGGUCUAUGUACCUCUCUUCCUAUGGAGCCAAGGCAUGCUCUCCGUCGACACAUCUCAAUGGUGGAGAUAUCCUUUCGUUUAUUCGAUCGUCACUUUACCGCUGUCGGUCGUCCGCUGGAUCGGUUUCGGUCUCGAAAGCCAUGGGAGUAAAGUCCCUUCCGCCGCCACUUUCGUCGCCGCGUCUCUCUACGGGCUCUCAGGCUUCCUCAACGUUCUACUCAUUCUUCUUACGCGUCCUCAACUCCUCCUCUUUGGUCCUCCUAUCACCCGUACUGCCCGAGGACGUGCGCCAUCUCCCAGUCCCGCACCUCCACGAAGGGUCUAUAAGGCACCGGAGUCGAGCAUGGCUCUCGGAGUGUUGAAUGAUGAUAAUGGUUGGGAUCUGGAUCGACGAAGUGUAGCCUCAUCCUACAUCAGCUCAACGCCACAUCCACAUCUCACCGGAGAGGCCCUUUAG
Messenger RNA from Stereum hirsutum FP-91666 SS1, 1110 nucleotides. RefSeq lists its product as uncharacterized. The coding region runs from base 1 to 1110 and encodes 369 amino acids. Gene Ontology annotation, cellular component: plasma membrane. Gene Ontology annotation, biological process: adenylate cyclase-activating G protein-coupled receptor signaling pathway. The record is from RefSeq and is a predicted model, not a curated record. The transcript has 10 exons. Gene Ontology annotation, molecular function: G protein-coupled receptor activity. NCBI's taxonomy places the organism in Eukaryota, Fungi, Basidiomycota, Agaricomycetes, Russulales, Stereaceae.